Priapulus caudatus is the source of this 1079-nucleotide messenger RNA. RefSeq lists its product as uncharacterized. The record is from RefSeq and is a predicted model, not a curated record. Gene Ontology annotation, molecular function: 5'-nucleotidase activity. NCBI's taxonomy places the organism in Eukaryota, Metazoa, Priapulida, Priapulimorpha, Priapulimorphida, Priapulidae. The transcript is spliced from 7 exons. Bases 381 to 1079 code for a protein of 232 amino acids.
GAGCGAUGCUCGGUCAUUGAUUCGCGUGUGCUGCGAUAUUUACAAGUUAGGCUGAUAUUUUGCAGUCAGGUUGAUUUAUCUAUUUGUAAUGAUAUAGGUGGAUUGUGGUUGUAUGCCUGAGUGUAAAACGAAGCAAACAGUAGUACACUUGUACUAUUAGAUGAGUAGCAAUCCAAUACAAUGAAUAGGCAUUGCAUAGCUGCAUAACCGGCAUAGGCAUUGCAUAGCUGCAUAACCGGCAUAAGCAUUGCAUAGCUGCAUAACCGGCAUAGGCAUUGCAUAGCUGCAAUAGCUUUUUGUGAACACCCGCAGCAACAAUCACUGUAUUACUAGUACUAGGCUUCAUUCGUUCUCAUGCGAGAACGUUUGCGUGUGGGAACAUGUUGAACGGCAUGCACAGUGACAACUGCAAGCCCCUGCAAAUCUCAAAUUUUGACGCAGUGGGUUUUGAUUUAGAUCAUACGCUAUGCAAGUACAAUCUAGUCAAUCUGUUUCACCUUACUUAUGACAUUGCCACUAAUCAUCUGGUGGAAAAGUACCACUAUCCACAACGAUUAUUGCGGACAGAGGGUGGCAACCAUAAACUCUAUGAUUUCUAUUUCAAGGGGUUGCAGUUGGAUGUGAAGAGGGGCAACUUUUUAAAGUUAUCACAGAAUGGUCAUAUUCUCAGGGCAUCACAUGGCACUCGCAUGCUCAAUGAUGAAGACAUCAUUAAAGCCUAUGGCAGGAAAAGAAUCUGGUCAGACUUUGAGAACUACAAGAAAAGUUUGACGGAGCAUGGAGUUUCAGAAAGAUUGACUGAAAUGGCACUGAAACGAUGCACCGCAAAUGUCGACAGUACAGUUGGAAAACAUCAAGUCAUGAGAGCUGCUGAAGAACCCGAGACUAUGACCAAAGUGAAGUACAGUAAUGCAAGAAAAUUGUCGGUGGAUCUUCCGGCCAAGCGUCGGCAGUCUAUGGCAAUGCACGGCCACGAAAAGAAUGCAACUGUUGUAAACAUUUCAUCUUCUGUGGACAUCAUUGAAUCUCACAAUGUACCAGUCUCUCCCGGUGCCAGUAGAAGGAAAGAAAUUAAGUAG